AUGGCAGAACUCAACGACGCAGGGGCAAAACCGCUGGGACCCUCGACAGCCUUUCCCCGAGCGCUGGCCUUUGCAGUUUUCCACCUGUCAAGGAAGGUGACGUCCAUCGUCCCGGAGAGCUGCCUCCUCAUCCUCCUGGGGCUGGGCCUGGGGGGCAUCGUGUUGGCCGUGGCGAAGAAAGCUGAGUACCAGCUGGAGCCCAACAUGUUCUUCCUCUUCCUCCUGCCGCCCAUCGUCCUAGACUCGGGCUACUUCAUGCCCAGCCGGCUGUUCUUCGACAACAUCGGUGCCAUCCUGACCUACGCGGUGGUGGGCACGCUCUGGAACUCCUUCGCCACGGGCACUGCGCUCUGGGGGCUGCACCGGGCCGGGCUGAUGGAUCCAGGUGUUGAAGCUGGGCUGAUGGAUUUCCUGCUCUUCGGCAGCCUCAUCUCAGCCGUGGACCCCGUGGCAGUGCUGGCCGUCUUCGAAGAGGUCCAUGUAAAUGAGACCCUCUUCAUCAUCGUGUUUGGCGAGUCUCUCCUGAACGAUGCUGUCACCGUGGUGCUCUACAAGGUCUUCAACUCUUUUGUGGAGCUGGGCCCGGCGCACAUCCAUGCCACGGACUACGUGAAGGGGGUAGCCUCCUUCUUCCUGGUGAGCCUGGGGGGCACGGCCGUGGGGCUGCUCUUCGCCUUUCUCCUGGCCCUGAUCACGCGGUUCACCAAGCGCGUGCGCAUCAUUGAGCCACUCUUCGUUUUCCUCCUGGCCUACGUCGCGUACCUUGCUGCAGAGAUGGUCUCGCUCUCCUCCAUCCUGGCAGUCACCUUCUGCGGGAUCUGCUGCAAGAAGUACGUGGAAGCCAACAUCUCCCAGAAAUCCCGCACCACGGUCAAGUACACCAUGAAGACACUGGCCAGCAGCUCAGAGACCAUCAUCUUCAUGUUUUUGGGCAUCUCGGCUGUGGACACCUCCAAGUGGGCAUGGGACACUGCGCUGGUGCUGGGCACCCUGUUCUUUAUCCUGCUCUUCAGAGCUGUGGGCGUUGUCCUCCAGACCUGUGUGCUCAACCGCUUCCGCCUUAUCCCCCUGGACAGGAUCGACCAGGUGGUCAUGUCAUACGGCGGCCUCCGCGGAGCCGUGGCCUUCGCCCUGGUCAUUCUGCUGGACAGGGCGAAGGUGAAAGCUAAGGACUACUUUGUGGCGACGACCAUCGUGGUGGUGUUCUUCACUGUCAUUGUGCAGGGCCUCACCAUCAAACCCCUGGUGACGUGGCUGAAGGUGAAGCGCAGCGACCACCACAAGCCCACGCUGAACGAGGAGCUGCAUGAGCAUGCCUUUGACCACAUCCUGGCCGCAGUGGAGGACAUCGUGGGACCCCAUGGCUAACAUUACUGGGGUUCCCUGGCCGCGGGUGGCCACGUGCUCUCGGCCGCCAAGCUGGCAGUGCCCUCCAUGCCCAGCCGCACGUCCAUGUCGGAGUCGUCAGUCACAAACCUCCUGAGGGAGAGCGGGAGCGGCGCGUGCCUGGACCUGCAGGUGAUCGACACGGUGCGGAGCCGUCGGGAACAGGAGGACGCUGCCACGCACUCUGCUCACCCUGUGUCUCUUUGCCUCUCCCUCGGCCAGUACAAGGCCAGCUACAGCCGUCACUUCAUCUCUCCAGAUAAACAAGAGCGCCAAGAUAAAGAAAUCUUCCGGCAGAACAUGAAGAGGCGGCUGGAGACCUUCAAGUCCACAAAGCACAACGUCUGCUCCUCCAAGAGCAAGGCCAGGCUGAAGGAAAAGGGCAGGAAAAAGAAGAACAUCUCUCUGAGCAGUGAUGCACCCAACGGGAAGAUGCCCAGAAAUGUCCCCUGGCAGGAGGCAGCUCCCGUCCUGGUGAUGGUCAGCUCAGAGGAGGAGGAGAGUGAUAGCUCGGAGACAGAGAGAGAGGACGAUGAAGGGAUUGUAUUCGUUGCUCGAGCCACCGAUGAGGUCCUGCAAGGAAAGACGACUCCUGGCAGCCUGGAUGUCUGCCCCAGUCCCUGCAUCAUCCCACCAUCGCCUACCUUGGCAGAGAAGGAGCUGCCGUGGAAAGGAGACCAGGCUGAUCUGGCUGUUUACGUCUCCUCGGAGACCACCAAAAUCGUGCCAGUGGAUAUGCAGAAGGCGUGGAACCAAAGCAUCUCCUCCCUGGAAAGCAUUGCUUCCCCACCAGGCAUCGAGAGCGGACCUCAGCACAGGAGAUUCGCCUGCCCUGUGCUGGAGGAGCAACCCCAGUCUGCGAGCUCGGCAGUGCUGGAUGCGGGCGCGGUGCCCCGUUACACGCCCCCCAGCCACAUCUCUAAGAGCGGCCGGUCGCAGAGCGACAGCAGCCCGGACGGCGCUGAGCAGCAGGAGCUGCAGCCUUUGAUGGCCACGGAGGAGCAGGGCAGGGUGCUGCCCGCUGCGGAGCCCAGGUGGAUGAUGUUCAACAGAGCCAGCCACCUCUGA
This is a messenger RNA of Opisthocomus hoazin, 2454 nucleotides long. The record is from RefSeq and is a predicted model, not a curated record. NCBI's taxonomy places the organism in Eukaryota, Metazoa, Chordata, Aves, Opisthocomiformes, Opisthocomidae.